Messenger RNA from Salvia splendens (bonfire salvia), 1284 nucleotides. RefSeq names its product nudix hydrolase 14, chloroplastic. Gene Ontology annotation, molecular function: ADP-ribose pyrophosphatase activity; ADP-glucose pyrophosphatase activity. The coding region runs from base 52 to 1014 and encodes 320 amino acids. NCBI's taxonomy places the organism in Eukaryota, Viridiplantae, Streptophyta, Magnoliopsida, Lamiales, Lamiaceae. The record is from RefSeq and is a predicted model, not a curated record. Gene Ontology annotation, biological process: nucleoside phosphate metabolic process; ribose phosphate metabolic process. The transcript is spliced from 7 exons.
UUUAUGUAAAGUAAUCAAAGAUGACUAUUUUCCCCAAAAAUUGGUACGAAAAUGCGAGCACUUUUGCUUCUUCCCCAACCGCUUCUAUUGGCAGUUUCCCGGCGCAUCCACUCAGCUGCCAUCGAACCCUUACGCACUGAGUCAGCUCAUUUUCCAACUCGCCCUCUUCAUAAAGCUACUCGAAUUCUCGCUUCGAAUAUGACCACCGACUCGACCGCCUCCGAACUCACUCAUGCGAUCACCCUCACGCCUCAACUCGACCACACUGUCACCGUCGUAGCUGCCGCCGGUGUCUCCGACUCAGAUUUCAGGAAUGCCAUAGAAUGUUCUUUAUUCAAACAAUGGUUGAAAAACAUUCAAACAGAAAAUGGACUGCUUUCUAAUGGAGACAUGUAUUUAAGACAGGUCAUCAUUCAGGGAAUUGACAUGUUUGGGAAGCGCGUUGGAUUUUUGAAGUUCAAAGCCGAUAUAGUUCAUAAACAAUCAGGGAAUAAGGUUCCAGGAAUAGUUUUUGCACGAGGACCAGCUGUUGCAGUGCUCAUCCUUUUAGAUUCAGAUGGAGAGACAUAUGCAGUGCUGACUGAGCAGGUUAGGGUUCCUGUUGGAAAGCUUAUGUUGGAAUUACCAGCUGGGAUGUUGGAUGAUGACAAGGGUGAUAUAGUUGGAACAGCUGUUCGCGAGGUUGAGGAGGAGACAGGGUUGCACUUAAACAUCGAUGAUCUAGUUGAUCUUACUGCCUUUUUAGAUACUUCAACUGGAAACCAAGUAUUCCCAUCUCCAGGCGGAUGUGAUGAAGGCAUUGGUCUGUUUCUAUACAGAGGAAGUGUGGACAAAGAGAUUAUAAGACAACUACAGGGGAAAGAAACAGGUCUUCGAGAUCACGGAGAGCUGAUCCAGGUGCGUGUAGUUCCCUAUCGAGAUCUGUGGCGUAAAACUGCUGAUGCAAAAGUCCUGACAGCCAUUGCCCUUUACGAAAUGGCCAAGAGAGAUGGUUUGAUCCGCCACAGAGAUUGAGCGAGCAGAUGUUUCACAUGGUUCGUAGAUUUAUAUCUAGGCUAAUGCCCAAGGUCGAAAAAAGCACACCAUUUUCAAUGAUUGUGGCUCGAAGAACAUAGGGAGAUUACAAGAUGUGAGUACUCAGCUCAGGAUGAAAUGUACCAAGAGUAAGAGGGAAGUUGAUUGUGGUCCAGGAAAACAUUUACGAAUAAUUGGUUGUUUCUGUUGCUAGUAUUAUAAUGUAUUACCAACAUCAUAUAUUUAAGACCAAGUUGAUGCCUUGAGACA